GCCAAACUCACCGAGUUUGCUAAAAUCGCAUCUCUGUGUCAUUUUUCCAUAGGUCACGAGUUCCGCCUCCUCGGGGGUCGCACCUAUUGUCCCAGAAGCUUUGAUCUAGGAGAUUAUCGUAUUAACCAAAUUCAAUGGCGCAACCCAAUGAUGACACCAGCACAGGGCUAUGGCAAUCAGUAGAGAAUCUCGAUGAUGAUGUCGUGAGAUUCUCGCAACUUGACCUCGCUUGCCUAGGACUUGCCACAGAGACCGACCACGAGACAACCGGCGCACAGAAUCUAGACCUGUCAGGAAAUCAUUUCCUUCCAUUCCAGCUAUCUUCUUAUGAAGAAUCGAUCGAUGAGAACUUGUACAAUCGAGGGCUCUUUGAUGGACAUCGAUCAAUCUUUGCUGAUUCGAUAGAAUCAAAUGUCACUCCCCCAACAUACAUGAUAGAUCCUAGCCUCAAUGAGCCCCGCUGGCAGACACCAUCAUUCUCUCUACAACCAAGCCUAGCACAUAAUUAUGCAUCACAGACCGAAGGAGGGGACAGACAUGAGACGUCAGUUAGGAGGACACACGCCUAUGGACCUGCUGAGAUGCUUCAAUACUCUCCAGCAGCUGAAAAUCAGCCGCGUGGCCUCCCGAGACGACGGAGCCGAUAUUUUCGCAGCCAACAAUAUCAAACAACCCUUCCACCACCGAUAGACAUCGCAAACUCGACGGUAGUUGCUGAUGCUUUAGAUCCGAUGCAGAGAUGGCGCGAGUCACCACCCGAAACCGAACCGGCUUCUUUGUCUGCCAUUGCUGAUGCUUUGAAACAUACACCCUUACAGACUCGCUCAUCCUCCUCAGCUGGAAGCCUCAAUAGUCAAGGAAUCGGCAGCUGCGCAGCCUCAACCAUUAGCUUCGGGAGCGGCACUAGCUAUUCCUCAGCUUCUAACGCCUCGACUAGCUCGGCAACCUUUCGAAGUUCGAACAGUCGUUCCCGCAGCAGGGUGACGAAACGAACUCGAGCAAAUACAACAAAGAAGAAGGACAAAGACCAAGACAAGAGGAUAUUUCCAUGCACAUUCUGCUGUGAUUCAUUCAAGAGCAAGUAUGACUGGGCCAGACAUGAAAAAUCACUCCAUCUCAACCUCGAGCGCUGGCGAUGCGCUCCAUUCGGCGGCACGGUGAUCUCCCCUGAAACUGGGAGAGCACACUGCGCAUAUUGUAGCAUGCUUGAUCCUAAUGCAAAGCAUCUCGACUCUCAUAAUCACGGUGCCUGUGAGAGUCAGGGACAGACCCCUACUUUCAGCCGCAAAGAUCACCUUGUUCAACAUCUACGGCUCGCGCAUCACGUUGAAACUCUGCCUAUCAUUGAUUCCUGGAAAGAUCAAGGCCCUCCAGUGUCAUCAAGGUGCGGCUUCUGUAACAUCCGCAUGCAGACUUGGCAAGAACGAGUCGAUCAUUUAACAAAGCACUUCCGCAAAGGCGCAACAAUGGACAACUGGAAAGGAGAACACUGCUUUGAGUCUUCCGUCUCAGUCAAGGUCACACAUGCAAUGCCCCCGUAUCUCAUCGGGGCCGAGUCAAGAGCCUUAAUUCCGUUUUCGGUUACCAGCCACGGGACGAAGGAUCAUCUCUCCCAGAUCCAGCAAGCAACGGAGCAGAGCCUAGGAAUAUGGGAUGGCGGACGCACGGCCUCACCAAUCUGUGGUCCUGGGCCUUCUCCCGAGUUGGCAACCCAGCCAGCGUUGUUGAACCCGUUCAGUGAAGAAACUAGUUCCAUGACCUUUCCCGAGGUCCUGGCAUUACAUCUAGGUCGUUAUGCUCAGGAACAAAUGAGACUAGGUAUUAUUCCCACGGAUAGGAUGUUUCAGGACGAGGCUAGGCGGAUCAUGUUUGAUUCUGUAGACCCAUGGGAUCAGACCAUUGCUGAUGAUGACUACUGGCUCUCGCUGUUUCGUGACCGUCAUCUCAAUAACGCACCGGUAAGCAAGGAGGAUUCAGCUUAAGCUAUGCUGAAACAUGUACAAUCUUCACAUGGCCUUCGAAUGUAAUUAGUUACUGUCAUGCCUUGGCUCACCCUCAAAUUCUUCUAACAAAUCGAGUGGUUCAUAGAGAGGUCAAUGCAUUCUAUCAUGACUCCUGAAC
Messenger RNA from Trichoderma harzianum CBS 226.95, 2121 nucleotides. RefSeq lists its product as hypothetical. The record is from RefSeq and is a predicted model, not a curated record. Lineage: Eukaryota; Fungi; Ascomycota; Sordariomycetes; Hypocreales; Hypocreaceae. The coding region runs from base 135 to 1982 and encodes 615 amino acids. The transcript is spliced from 2 exons.